AUGAUACCCAUCAACAGCAAUAGUCAUAAUGUAUCGGAUAACGAUGUCGCUAUCAUUGGUAUUGGACUCCGACUGCCAGGCAACAGUUCAACUCCCGAGAAUUUCUGGAACAACUUGGUCAGUUCGUUUGAUGGUAUUGUUAAAGUUCCAACUGAACGAUGGUCGGAAUCAUUCAGUCAACACAAUUUGAUUACCAAUGUAAAUGCCGGACUCUUGGAGUUAGAUGAAUGGAAGAAGUUCGAUCCACUCUUCUUUGGAAUGGCUCCAAAGGAUGCCGCUGCCAUCGACCCUCAGGAGAGAAUGAUGCUCACCCUGACCUACGAGGCACUAGAAGAUGCCCAGAUUCCAUCGCAAUCGCUGCGUGGUUCCAACACAGGUGUGUUUGUCGGUGUUUCCAACAUCGGUUACACUCAUUUCCAGACACCAAGUUCACCACUUGAUCCGGCUCCCUACGUGCUCACCGACUAUUUUACACAUUCUAUAAUUGCCAAUCGUGUUUCCUAUUGUUUUGAUUUCCGAGGACCAUCGAUGUGUAUCGAUACCGCUUGUUCGUCAUCGCUGUUCUCCACUGAUCUCGCUAUCCAACAUAUUCAAAAUGGCCAAUGUGACAUUGCACUUGGCUGCGGAGUCAAUGCGCUUUUUGACGCAGAGUCAUCCAUGGGUUACAGCAGACUCGGUGUGUUGACUGAUCAUUGUCGUUCUUUUGAUGCUGACGGCAAGGGUUUUGUUCGUUCCGAAGGUUGUGGUGUAGUUGUUAUGAAACGUUUGUCGCUGGCGGAAAGAGAUGGAAAUCGUAUCUAUGCAAUCGUCAAAGGAAGAAACACAAAUGGCGAUGGUCGUUGCAAUAAAGAUACCAUGUCAUCGCCAUCGAGUGAGACACAAUCGGUAAACAUCAAACAGGCACUGCAACGCUCGAAUAUCAAACCAUCGGAUAUCUACUAUGUGGAGGCACACGCCACUGGAACCAUCGUUGGUGAUCCCAUUGAGGUAAAGGCACUGGCCGAUGUCUUCACUGACAACCAUACACCUGAGAAUCCACUCAAGAUUGGAUCGAUCAAAUCAAAUAUUGGACAUCUUGAGAGUGCAGCUGGAAUUGCAUCUUUCAUCAAAGUUUCACUGAUGUUAAAGAAUAGAAAGUUAGUUCCAAACAUCAAAUUAACAAAACUAAAUCCAAAAAUUCCAUUCAAGGAAUCGAAUAUCCAAGUUGUUACAGAGGUUGAAGAUCUUCCAAAUGACAGACUUGUAUUGAUGAGUGUAAAUUCAUUUGGAAUAGGAGGAACCAAUUGUCAUAUCAUCCUCCAAGAAUAUAGAAAUAAUAGUUUUGAUAAUCAAUUACAAAGAAAAAUUGAAAAUGUAACUAAACCAUUUUUGAUACCAAUCAGUGGUAAUUGUACUACUUCAAAUAAUAAAUAUGUUGAGGCAAUCAAAGAAAGUCAGAAUAGAGUCUCACUGAGAGAGUUUGCACUCUAUCAAUCUUUGACAAAAUCACAUCAUUCAGUUAGAAAGGUAAUCGUUGCCAAAGAUUGGGAAGAGUUUGAUUCACAGGCACUUGCAUUCAAUGGAGUGUUACCAAAUAAAGAUUCGGUUGGAAAGAAGUUGAUUUAUGUAUUCUGUGGUCAAGGUCCACAAUGGAAUCAAAUGGGAAUGCAACUCUACGAAUCUGAACCAGUGUAUCGCUCGACUGUCGACAAGUUAGAUUCUCUGCUCAGUGAGUACACUGGAUACAGUAUCAUUGCCAAACUUAAUGACCUCGCAAGUGAGUCGAAUGAUAUCCAUAGACCAAUCAUCGCACAACCAUCUUUAUUCUUGUUCCAAGUCGGUUUAGUUGAAUUGUAUAGAUCUUGGGGUAUGCAACCAUCGAUUGUUUUAGGACAUAGCAUGUACAAUAAAUUUAGUUUUGGAGAUAUUACAUCUGCUUAUAUUUCAGGAAAUAUCUCAUUAUCAGAAGCAAUAAAGAUUGUUCACUUUAGAGCAUUAUACCAAAAUGAAACUAUUGGAUCUGGAAAGAUGUUGGUAGUAGGAUUGAGCUCAACAAUCUAUCAAGCUAAAUAUCAAGAGAAAUACCCAACCCUUGAAAUUGCUUGUUAUAAUGCAGCAGAAUCCAUUGUAAUCACUGGUAGUGAAUUAGAUUUAACCGCUUUGUCAAAAGAAUUGAAAUCCUCUGACAUAUUCAAUACAUUCCUUAGAACACCUUGUUCUUUCCAUUCAUCUCAUCAAAAAACAAUUAAAAAGAAGAUAUUUUCAUCACUUUCCAAUAUGAAAUCUCAGAAAUCAACCAUUCCUUGGUAUUCAACUGUUACUGGUGAAUUGAAAUCGGAUGAAAUGGAUGCCAACUAUCUAUAUCAAAAUCUUAGACAACCAGUCUAUUUUAAGAAGACAAUCGAUACAUUGUUUACUGAACUUAAUACCAAACUAGAAGAAUAUGUAUUCCUGGAAAUAGCUCCACACCCAACUUUAUCAGGUUUAAUCCUACAAACCAUUCCACAUGCCAAGGUUCUAUCUCCACUACAGAGAAACAAAGAUGAAUUGCUAUUAUUCAGAUCUUCGAUUGCCUCUCUUCAUUGUCUUGGUGUCAACAUUGAAUUCUCAACACAAUUCACCUAUCAUGAUAUUAUGGAUCAACAAUGGAGAGAUAACACCUCCAUACUUCCAAGAUACCAGUGGGAUUCAGAAUUGUAUUGGCGUGAAUCACCCUAUUCCAAAUACAAGAGAACCAAUGGUCCUUCAACUUCACUCCUAGGACACCAAUCUUUGUUCAAUGGACAACUGGUUUACCACGCUGACAUUGAUAUAAAGAGAAAACCUUACCAAUAUCUCAAAGAUCAUCGUGUUAAAGACAAACCAUUGUUCCCUGGUGCUGGAUAUAUCGAUGCAAUUAUAGAUGCUUUCAAAUCGCAUGAGAAAGACAUUAUUAUCAAUCAUUUGGAAUUCCUUAAUCCUUUCUUUUUGAACGAGUCAGAAUUCUCUCAAAAACUGCAAACAAACAUCGAUAAACUCUCCAACAAUGAUUAUAAGCUUCAAUUCUACAAUAAGAAUAAAGAAUGUGAGAAUACUGAUGACGAUUGGUUCAAGACAGCUCAAUCGAGAGUAUCACUAGCCUCUUCGGUCGAGCCUGUUGUUGUAGAUAUUGAAUCAUUUAAAAAUCUAUGUGAUUUGACAACCUACACGCAAGAGGAAUUCUACAAGAAAACAUUGAGAGUAGGAUUAAAAUAUGGUCCAGCAUUCCAACAUGUCAAAUCGAUUGCCAUCGGUGAACGAACUACUUUUGCCACACUUUCAACUCUCUCGUCGAGUAAUGCUCCAUCCCACAUUCUAAAUGCUACUCUACUUGAUAAUUGUGCACACGGACUCUUUGGUAUUCUCGAGGAUCGACGUCAAUUCAUUUUCAAAUCGAUCGAAGAUCUCAGAGUGAAUUUUAACGUAUUAAAAGAGUUAGAGUCAAAUCCACCAGAACAAUUAUUCCUUCUUUCCAAAGUGUUAAAUUUCAAUAAUUAUGAUUGUGUUGGAAAUUGUCAAUUGGUUCUUCCAAAUGGUCAAGUGAUCUUGGAAAUGGGAAAAUUCACUGCUGGUACCAACGAGAGAAUGAAAAUGAAAAAGAUUAAAUUCCCAGUGAAUGAGCUCUAUGAGCUUAGAUACCAAUCAAAGGACUCAGUACUCCCACAGCCCAAUGAGAUUGUUACUGCAUCGCUUAUUCCAGAAUCGAUGGAGUGUCAGAAGAUUCUAGGAUACGCCUGUGACUCUGUAAAGUUUUUAUGUUACCAAUUUGUCAAUGAUGUUCCGGGAUUCGAUAUCAAAGAGAUAUUGGAGCAACCAAUUGAAGAUUCGUUUGUAAAGUUAAAUUUGGCAAUGAGCGAUUCCAACUUUAAACUGUUCACAAGAGUAGUCGAGAUAUUCAGAGAGUACAGAGAAUUCUUGGAGCAAAACGAGUUGAAUGAUCAGUCGGAAUAUCGAAAAUAUGAUACCAAUAUCAAAUCGAAUAUGGAGGCAUGUAUCAAGUUUGUAACUGAAACAUUAAUUGGAAAUGUGGCAUAUGGUGAGCAAUUGUUUAGAGAUGGUGUUGUUCAUGGUAUCUAUAACUCUGCAUUUAUGAUGUAUUAUUUCAAACAGACAUCACAUAUUGCAUCCUCAGCAAUUUCAUCUUUGGUUGAAGCCAAUAAACAAUCAAAGAAACCAGAGAAAAGAGUUAUCAAAAUCCUGGAAAUUGGUGGUGGAACUGGUACACUUACAAACAUUUUAAUUCCACAGUUGGACGCUAUUCUUGAGGGUCAAGAAGAAAUCGAAGUAGUCUACACAUUCACCGAUGUUUCACCAUACUUUAUUGCACCAAUGAAGGAGAAGCUCACUAAUGGUAUCAAAUUGAAAUCUAAUCUAAAGAUUAAGUUUAAGAUUUUGGAUUUGGAAAAGGAUUUCAUUGAACAAGGUCUAUUGGAGGGAUCAUACGAUAUGGUGUUGAUGUCUCUGGUAAUUCACGUUGCGGCAGAGAUUGUACCAACCGUUCAUAAUAUCCAUAAAAUCAUUUCACCCAAUGGAUGGUUGCUAUUCAUUGAACCAAAUCACAAGAAUCCAUUUGUCGAUAUCACAUUUGGUGGUUUCUCUCAAAUUUGGAAUUACAAAGAUGAUAUUCGUGAUCACUAUUCACUGAAACCACAGGAGUGGGUUGAUUUACUCUCAGAGAACAUUGGUUUCUAUAAUACCAAAUCGUAUGGACCAAACGAUGAGCUUGGAAAUCAAUUGUCUCCAGACCUUGGACAUCUUUACAUUAUCCUCUCACAGAGAACACCAAUUGAAAAGCACGAAGUUGGGGAAAUCGAGAGAAUGACUCUGAUUGUCAAUGAAAAUCAAUCAAUUCCAAUUGAAAUUUUUGAAAAAUACAGUGGCAAUCCUAUUUCUAUUGUCAAUACCAAUGAGAUUGAAUCCUCAUCUGAAAUACUAAGAGAGUCUGAUCAAAUUCUAUUCCUUACCACUGUUGAACAACAAACUGUUGAAAACUAUCAACAAACUACCUUCCAAUUGACACAGUUACUACAGUUGUUUACCUAUCAGGAUGAACAACCUAUUGUAGCUGCUGUCACAAGAGGCUGUGAAACUUCCAACUAUCUCUCGAAUUCAAUAGCUGGUGUUCUAAGAACUGCAUUUAUCGAUCACAAGGAGUUGAAAGUGGUACAUAUUGAUAUCGACACUCCACUCGACGACAACAAUAUCAAAACCAUUCUUCAGAUCUCAAGAAAUGAAUCAUCUCUUGGUGAUUACUAUUACCAAAUUGUAGAGAAUGUACCAAGAGUGUCGAGAGCAACCAAUAUUAAAAAGGAAUUACUAAGCACCUCAGUUGUCUAUGAAAAUCAGUAUGAAAACACACAAUGUAGCUUAAACUUGAAGCUUGAAUACAAACUUGCCAACAAGGUUGUAUUGUUACCCAAUCAGAUUGAAGUACAAGUUAAGGCAGUCGGAUUGAACUUUAAGGACUAUUUAUUCCACCUCCAGAUGCUACCACAGGCUCUAAUGUCUUCUGGUGAUAUUUACCAUCCACCAUUCGGUCUAGAAUGCUCAGGUAUAAUAACCAGAAUUGGAAGUGGUGUUACCAAAUUCAAAGUUGGUGAUGAAGUGGUGGCUGGUGGUUGUGCUCGUGCAAUUGGUUCGCAUACAACCUUCAAGGAGAUUGAAGCAGUUUUGAAACCAGAGAAUAUUAGUUUCAACGAUGCCGCUUCACUCUCUGUUGUCUAUGGAACUGUUUAUUAUUGCUUCUUCAACGUCUGUCAUUUCGAUCCAGAGAAUGAAACUGUUUUGAUUCAUAGCGCAACUGGUGGAGUUGGUAUCGCCGCUCUCAAUAUUCUCAGAUGGUUGAAAUGUAAGAAGGUAUACGCAACAGCAGGAUCAAAAGAUAAGAUUGAAUAUCUAAAGUCGAAAUACUCUGAUAUUCUAAUUGAUGUGUUUGAUUCGCAUACCACUGACUUUGCCAAGCUCAUCAAGGAGCAGUGUGAUGGUGUCGAUGUACUUAUCAAUACGUUAUCAGUUGACUUUAUGCCAGCCAACUUUAAAGUAAUGGCUCCAUGGGGAAGAAUAGCCGAUCUAUCUUUAACACACGUUUAUAACAACGACCCAUUGGAUUUCGGUAAUUUCAAGAAUGAUAUUACCUACACUCCAGUUGAUUAUCAAUAUUUGACAACUCAUCGUCCAACAGUAGUCAAUCGUAUCACCACAAAGAUAGUUAAGGAAGUUUCAGAAGGAAAUCUAGAACUACCACCAACCAGAGUGUAUGAAGUCAAAGAAACCAAAGAAGCUAUUAAAUCAAUGAGAGACAGAACACACAUUGGAAAGAUCAUUGUUGAUUGUUCAACCAUCGAUGAGGAAAUUGUCAAGCCACUUGUGGAAUCAAAACAAAGAUCACAACUUCCAAAGUCUGACUAUAAAUUGGAUAUAAACAACACUGUUUUGGUAACUGGUCAAAAUGGUAUUGCUCUUGAGAUGGUUCCAUGGUUGGCCAAGCAUACCAACGCCACCGAUAUAAUUGUAGUCUCGAAAUCAACUCUAAACAACAGACUCCAAAAGAUAAUCAAGUCAACUGGACCAACUAAAAUUCAUUUCUAUCAAGCGGAUGUUUCCAACAAAGAACAACUUCAAACCCAAAUUGCAUCGUUCAAAGACAAAUAUCCACCAAUUGAAUCUAUUUUCCAUCUGGCCGUGAUACUUGAAGCGCUAUCAAUCAACGAGCUAACUUUGGAAAACAUAAAGAAAGUACACGAUCCAAAAGUAAUCGGUGCUUUCAAUCUCCAUGAGAUAUCGUUGGCUUUGGAGCUACCAAUUCGGCAAUUCGUUGUUUUCUCCUCACUCUCUGGUAUGAGUGGAGCUGCUUCACAGCCAGCUUACAACUCUGCCAACUUGGUACUCGACGGGCUCUGUCAGUAUAGAACCAACGAACUUGGUUUGCUUUCGAAAUCCAUCAGAUGGGGACCACUCUUGGGAGAGGGACAAGUUGCCGAUGCCGUCGGUAUCAAAGAGUAUUUCCUCCAUAGAGGUGUCGAAUCACUGCCACUCUCCAAGUUCUUUGGUGGACUGGAAGCUAUUCUCUCGCAAUCGAUUCAUUGCAACCCGAUCGUAUCGAAUAUCACUACUCCGGCGAUCUACGACUUCCACCCGCACAUUCGUCAUUGUAUCGAUCACUUGGUGGUCGGUGAGACCGGUAAGAAGAAAUCGUUGGAAUCAACCGAAGAUGUCUACGAGAUGAUCACCAACAGUUUCUCAACACUCCUAUCGAUUCCAAAAGCCAAGCUAAAUGGAGAUACCAAACUAAAAGAUUUUGGAGUAGAUUCACUCAUGACAGUUCAAGUCAAACUAUUUUUGGAUAACAACUUUGAAAAAGAUCUAUUUAGAAUAACUGAAAUCCCAUCACUUACAAUCAACACUGUCAUUUCUAAAAUCAAAAAUCAGAAAACUACUGUAAAUACCUCUAAAUCAAGUUAA
Molecule: messenger RNA, 7458 nt
Organism: Heterostelium album PN500
Lineage: Eukaryota; Evosea; Eumycetozoa; Acytosteliales; Acytosteliaceae
Product: polyketide synthase
Exons: 3
Coding region: 1-7458 (2485 amino acids)
Molecular function (GO): oxidoreductase activity; acyltransferase activity
Source: RefSeq, a predicted model, not a curated record